UUAGGUCUGGGACUAACUUCCCAAUUAGAAACUUUGCAUGCUGAUAGAGAUGAAAAAGUUCGGAUUCAGUUGCAAGUAUUUGAAAAGAACCAACAAGCAGAUGAAGACCUCUUAGGACCAGAACAACUGUCUACCCAGAAUGUAUUUGACAACCUCUUUUGCAAGUUGGCUGAUUCGCCUCAUUCAAUGUGUUUGCAUGCUUUGCUGCUUAACCUAAUGCAGCUGGAUCCAUCAGAUUCUAGAAAUGAUGGUGUGUGGGCAGCACUAGAGGAAACUUCUGCCAAAGCUGCCCGUAAUCUGAUCAAUAAUUCAAGGGUUCAGCCAACUCCUGUUAAGGAAUUAAGUGAUGCAGCAGAGUGUGAAAAUUAUGACAGUGAUUCAAUGAGUGUAGAAGAUGAUGGUGCAGUUAACACAGAAAAAAAGAAACUUCUUUCCAACUAUGUCACUAAAAAAAAGAAAGUUAAGGUACUUCAAAACAAAGCUGUGCAGUGUUGCCUGAAUGAGGAGAUUACAGAUCUGUCUGAUUGCUCUAGUGACAAAGACACUUUGGCAUUGAUUUCUAACAAAGUUGAAAAAUCUGAGACAUUUGAGUCACCUGCAAUGUUAACACCACCACCGCCACCUCCCCCUCCACUUCCACCAUCUUUGACUGCCUUCUGUUCAACAGUACAACCAGUAAAGUCGCCACCUCCCCCACCACCACCACCACCUCCCCCACCACCA
This is a messenger RNA of Gryllus bimaculatus (two-spotted cricket), 723 nucleotides long. The record is from the annotation of a GenBank genome assembly. Lineage: Eukaryota; Metazoa; Arthropoda; Insecta; Orthoptera; Gryllidae.